CUUCGAUGAUUAUGGUGUAAUUUUCAUCGUCGUCUUCGCUCGCCGGAAAGUGUGGGAGAAAACAACGGCGACCGCGUCCGUCCUUCUGACGAAGGUAGCGAGAGUCAGAAAUGGCCGUCUCACCGGAGGUAGCCAUGGAAAUCCUUAAGGAGAAAGCGUCGUUCAUGAGGGAAUCGCUACACAAGAGCCAAACCAUCACCGAUAACAUGGUCUCGAUUCUCGGUUCGUUCGACCACCGCCUCUCCGCCCUAGAAACCGCCAUGCGCCCCACCCAGAUACGAACACAUUCAAUCCGAAGGGCGCACGAGAACAUUGACAAGACGCGCAAAGUUACUGAGCUCAUUUUAGGUCAAUUUGAUCUUGCACGGCAGGCAGAGGCAAAAAUCCUUAAGGGGCCACAUGAGGACUUAGAAAGUUAUCUGGAGGCGUGUGAUCAGUUGAGGAGUGUUGUUAAAUUCUUUAGUGGUAACAAAAACUUUAAGGGUAGUAUAGGAGUGAUUACACAUGCCACUACUUUAAUCACAAAGUCAAUUGUUAAACUAGAAGAGGAGUUUCGUCAGCUUCUUACAUCAUACAGCAAACCGGUGGAACCCGAUCGUCUUUUUGAUUGUUUACCUCAAUCUCUACGACCAUCAACAGCAUCAACUGGUCACAGUGAAGGUAGUAGCAUGAAACAGCACCAGGCCAGGAGUUUAGAAACAGCUAUUUACCACCCUCCAGCUCUUAUUCCACCAAGAAUUGUGCCGCUUCUUCAUGCAUUGGCCCAUCAGCUGAUUCAAGCUGGUCACCUGCCAGAAGUUUUCAACAUUUACAGAGAAGUCCGAUCUUCGGUUGUUGAACUGAGUCUUAGAAAACUAGGAGUGGAAAGAGUAACGAAAGAGGAUGUACAAAAGAUGCAAUGGGAAGUUUUGGAAGCAAAAAUUCAAAGUUGGAUUCAUUACAUACGAAUUGCGGUCAAGCUUUUAUUUGCUGCAGAAAAGAAAGUCUCUGAUCAAAUGUUUGAAGGUCAUGAUACUCUAGGGGAUCAAUGUUUUGCAGAGGUUACAACAAAUGGUGUGUCUGUCCUACUCAGUUUUGGUGAGGCCAUCUCUAAGAGCAAAAGAUCACCUGAAAAGCUAUUUGUCCUUCUUGACAUGUAUGAAAUAAUGAGAGAAGUUCAACCGGAGUUGGAUAUACUUUUUGGAAAUAAAUAUUGUGGUGAAGUGAGAGAGGCUGCUGCAAUUUUGACAAAACGUUUGGCUGAGACAGCUCAAGAGACGUUUGUUGACUUUGAAGAAGCCGUAGAGAAAGAUGCCACGAAAACGGCUGUUCAAGAUGGAACGGUCCAUCCCUUAACUAGCUAUGUGAUCAAUUAUGUCAAGUUUUUAUACGACUAUCAAUCAACUUUAAAAAUGCUGUUUGGAGAGUUUGAUGACACUGAUGCAGAUGUCCAAAUGGGAGCUAUAACAACACGAAUCAUACAAGCUCUUAUGAAUAAUCUUGAUGGGAAAUCUAAGCAAUAUAAAGACCCUGCACUGACUCAACUGUUCAUGAUGAACAAUAUACACUACAUUGUAAGAUCUGUCCGCAGGUCGGAAGCUAAAGAUAUGUUAGGCGAUGAUUGGGUGCAGAUACAUAGAAGGAUAGUCCAGCAGCAUGCAAAUCAGUACAAGAGGCUCUCUUGGUCAAAGAUUCUUCAGUGUGUAUCGAUCCAGGGAGUUUCCCAAGGGGGGAGCAAUUCAUUUACAGGGGAUCCUCCUCCUCCUCCUUCGAGCUCCACAAGCAACGUUUCAAGGGCAACGGUAAAGGAAAGGUACAAAACAUUCAACACGCUGUUUGAAGAACUUCAUCAAAGGCAAUCACAAUGGACAGUUCCCGACAGUGAGUUGCGCGAGUCCUUGAGGCUGUCCGUUGCUGAAGUUCUAUUGACAGCUUAUAGAUCCUUCAACAAGCGCUUCGGGCCUAUGAUUCAGAACGGAAAGAACCCACAGAAGUACAUUCGGUUCACACCGGAGGACCUUGAAAGGAUGCUGUCUGAGUUGUUUGAAGGAAAGACAUGGAAUGAGCAAAAACGAUAGAGAUUUUGUUGUGGUUUUGCAGAUCAAUUUUGGGCUUUUUAGAGCUUCUCUUCUGAUAUUAUUCAUUCAUUCAAAUAAAUUUACAAUGCUAAUAAAUAGUGCACGGCGAUGCAUUCAACAUAUCAGUUAUAAGAAUGGUAUAAAAAUGUGGAAAACCCGGCCUAUAUGAAACAUAGUCUGUAUAUAUGUCUUGCAUUGAGAUUGAGAGUACAUACACUUGGGAUAAGUGAUAAGAAAUCACUCUUUAAGUU
Molecule: messenger RNA, 2308 nt
Organism: Cuscuta campestris
Lineage: Eukaryota; Viridiplantae; Streptophyta; Magnoliopsida; Solanales; Convolvulaceae
Source: the annotation of a GenBank genome assembly